Messenger RNA from Aegilops tauschii subsp. strangulata, 2155 nucleotides. The record is from RefSeq and is a predicted model, not a curated record. Lineage: Eukaryota; Viridiplantae; Streptophyta; Magnoliopsida; Poales; Poaceae.
UUCUUCCUCCUCCUCUGGCUCACACUCGCACUCACACUCGCUCCACCCAUCGGAGCUCCCGAAGGGAGUGCAUCCGGCCAGCCAUGGCGAUCGACGAGCCCAUCAAAAGGAAGAGAGGGACUCCAGCGGGUGAUCCCCACUCUGCCAAGUCCAAGAUGCGGCAGAAGAUGGUCCAUCCAAGGCACGCUUUGCUUGAUGAACGCAGCAGCAGGCACGGCGACGACGAUGAUUUUGACCCGAUGGGGAAGGGAGGGACGCCGGCGGGUGAUUCCCCCCAUUCUGCCAGGACCAAGAUGGGCCACAAGAUGUCAUUGGCGCAUCGAAGGCUCUCUUUUCUUGAUGAUGGCAGUGGCAUCAGUAGGCAUAUCGCUGCUGCGGCAGCUGCGGCUGAUGAUGAUGGUGGUGCUUUUGAGCUGAUGUUCGCUGUUGAUGUUCCUCAGAAGAAUACGCCAGUUGAUGACAGCGAUGACGACUUUGUUCCAUUGAUCAUGAUGAGAACCAAGAAUGUGAAGAGUGGGCGUGGAAAGCAUCCCGGCUUUCAAUAUAAACACAAAGCCCGGAGAACUAUCACUAAAACUUAUAAAAGGAAUAAGACAGAGAAUCCAGCACGUUCCAAGAGACAUGGCAAGAGAAAGCUAGAGAAGAAGCCAAUGUUGGUUGACAACAACAACAUUAGUAAGAGCAAUAAAGGCACGGAUGCUGAUGUUGAGCCAGAGAUACCUGAUGAUGAUGGCCGGAAGAAAUAUGCAAGUGUUUUUGGCUUCUAUGGCAGUGCUUUGGACAGAGCUUUAGAGGUAGAAAACAAAUUGCCAGCAGAAGGUCCAAGCUUCGUCAAGCUUAUGCAGAAAUCGCAUGUUGUUAAAGGUUUUUGGCUGGGUGUCCCGCUCAACUUUUGCGGAGAGCAUCUUCCAAAGCAUGAUGUUACAAUUGUAUUAGAAGAUGAGGAUGGACAUGGGUUUGAUACAAAUUACCUAGCUCGCAAGCAGGGCCUAAGUGGUGGGUGGCAUGGGUUUGUGGUACGCCAUGGUCUUAUGGUCGGCGAUGCCGUGAUCUUUCAACUUGUGGGACCGAAAAGAUUUAAGGUGUAUAUACUGAGAGAGAAUAAGUUCACCACAACCGAUGGACCGCUCGGUCUCCUGAGUUUGGACACGUCCAUGGAAAACAACAUACUCGAAGAAACUUCGUAUGAAGAUGUCAAGUCCAAGAAGGAUCUAGAGCUCACCAAAGUCAUCACCAACAAAGCGUCGGACAACGAUAGCAAUGACCUCUUUAGUGAAGAAGCGGUAAAUGGUGGCAUCAGAUCAGCAGCAGAUCCAGACCCUGAUUUCGACGCCGUGAAAACAUUCAGAGCCUUCAAGACCGUCGUCGACAGUUCUGUCAUUGACCGCAAACUAGUCCCCGAUCACCAGCUUUGGAGGUACUACAAGCUAUGCGGCGCCCGGAAAGCGUUCCUCCACAGGCGUCUGCCAAAGCACAUAAACCCGACGCUAGCCACAGGGGUGAUAGCAGAGACCGCCAGCAUCGCCAAGGGCAUCAGGUCCUACCCCACCACCUCCUCCUCUUCCUUCGAGGACCUCGCGGCGUGGAAGAAGACCCUAGAGUCCUUUGAGCUGCUGGGCAUGGACGUCAGCUUCAUGCGCAAGCGUGUCGACGAGCUCCUUUUCCUCCUCGACGCCAGCCCAUCGGAUGAUCACCCGUCUGAGGGGUACGAGGAGGCGAUGAAGCUGGAGCGUGCUCGUGCCACGGAGAAGGUGAGGGCCCUCGAGUCAAAGAUGGCUAGCCUGAAGGAUGCUCUCAAGGAGAUGGACAUGGAGAUGGAGGAGAUCGCGGGGGAGAAGAGGGGCCAUGCUGAUGCUAUGCUGCAGCUGGCGGCCGCGCCAUGGUGAUCGGUGAUUCGACGCUGUCUUGUGUCCUAUGUGCGCAUUUUGGUGGCUGGCUGGCAUCUCUUUCAGCUCAUCACACUUGGUCGACCUAUAUAUGUGUCUAGUUCUAGUUGGUUCUCUGUACAUACAUACAGCAACGUACUACUGGCCACUGUUUUGGGUACCGCUCGAAAUUUCGUGAUCCCGAGCGGUUACCGCGUUUACCGCUACCCCACGAAAAACACUCACCUAGUGGGUUUUGUGUCGAAUUCAAAUUCGAGUUUUUUUGAAAA